This is a messenger RNA of Cylindrotheca closterium, 900 nucleotides long. Lineage: Eukaryota; Bacillariophyta; Bacillariophyceae; Bacillariales; Bacillariaceae. The record is from the annotation of a GenBank genome assembly.
AUGAUGCACUACAACCAAUACCUCUUCUGCAUAUUAUGCUUCUAUCUUGCUUCGUCUUCGUUGGCAUUCUCGACAAGCCCACUCGCUGGAAAAAUCCAUGGACAACGUGUCGAAACAGCUCUGUUUUACGAUGAAUCAUUGGACAAGGCACGAUCAGCCGAGCCUCUUACUCUCACAGCAGAGGACUUGGCAACACUUCAUAAUCUAAGAACUCGGGUGGUAACCAUUCCAAUUGUGUUGAUGGACGCAAUCUUACCGCAACAGGAACUCUCUUUUAUCAGUGAUGAUCGUAAGGCAGCUCUCAUGCUCAAGCAUGCUCUAGAGAGUGAAACACCAGAAAUUGGAGUCAUCGGUUUCAACCCACACGACGGAUCGCCACUUAACAAAGGAGUCACUGCACCAAUUGCACCAGAUCAAAUUACUUACGGAAUUGAAAGCGAUUCCGACAUGUCCAUGGGAAUCAAACUAAAAGGGCAUCGAUGCUUUGACGUUUUGGGUGAACCAUUUAUGGACGACACGAAUUCCUUCUACCUUGCCAAUGUUGAAAUCACCGACCGCCGAAAAGAGACCAUGACCGAAGAGAUGGAAGAAAAGGCAGAAAAGUACUUUUCCAUGAUCGAAGAUCAGGUUGGAGAUUUUGUGUAUUGGAUGAAAAAGGAAGAAAUAAUGAGUAACGACGAACUGACAGAGCAUUUGGAAACUCUUGGUCCCCUUCCAGAUGACUUGAAAGAGCGUGCCUUGUGGGUUGGGUCGCUGGUCAAUCCAGUUCCAGCGUUGUCAGACGUAUGCCCUGACAUUCGUCCAGCUUUGCUUUCUUGUCGAAACUCACAUGAUAGGCUCGCUGUUGCAUCAAUUGCAUUGCACGCUGGCAUCGAUCGGCUGUCGAACGCUCGGCAUUGA